Molecule: messenger RNA, 5708 nt
Organism: Centropristis striata (black sea bass)
Lineage: Eukaryota; Metazoa; Chordata; Actinopteri; Perciformes; Serranidae
Gene: sv2ca
Product: synaptic vesicle glycoprotein 2Ca
Exons: 13
Coding region: 418-2622 (734 amino acids)
Biological process (GO): transmembrane transport; chemical synaptic transmission
Cellular component (GO): membrane
Molecular function (GO): transmembrane transporter activity
Source: RefSeq, a predicted model, not a curated record
UCUUUCGCUCUCUCCUUUCCUGAAGUACUGCAGCGAGGGAGGACUGCAUCGAAAAAAAAGCCUCACUGUCGUGCGCUGGCAAUUACCUCUGAUCCUCUUCUACAGUCAAAAAACCCACAAGAAUAUUCUUUUCCUCACAUAAAGCAAAAGCGGAGUCCGAUGCAAUGGGUUACUAUCAGCCCAGUUCACUCUUCUCGCCAUAAAUGACGCCUGGCUGAUGAUUGCCACAGCCAUUGUGGGUUAUCUCCUGUGGUGACCGCAGACUCAAGAGUUUUCUUCCCUGCUGCAUCUCAAGACCCACUGAGCUCACCUUUCUGCAAUUCCCCCGCCAGCGUCCACUCACACCUCUUGCCCCUCCUCCCUCUUUCUUCUGAGUAUCCUCUGAACUUCACGUGAAGACCUGCUGGUGGAGCCAAAAUGGAGGACACUUACAAUAACAGGACUUCCCUGGCUAAGGGGGCCAAGGACAUGGCCAAGGAGGCCAAGCGGCAUGCAGCAAAGAAAGUCAACAAGGUGGUGGACCGCGCUACAGAUGAGUACUCAUCCCACCACAACUACAACCGAUUCCAGAAUGAGGAGGAAGAAGAUGAGGACUUCUACCGGAACCCUCCGAGGCAGGAUGGAGAGGGCUACCAUGACAACGAGGAGGGCUCCAGUGAUGCAACAGAGGGCCACGAUGACGAGGAUGAGAUCUACGAGGGCGAGUACCAGGGGAUUCCCUCGGCGGGAGACAGGAAGCAAAAGGAAGGCCAGGUGGCACUGGGGCAACCGAUGUCAGAUGCCACAAGGGACCGUAAGGGGCUGGAGCAGGAGAGACAGGCUGACGAAGAGGAGCUGGCCCAACAAUACGAGCUGAUCAUCCAGGAGUGUGGCCACGGGAGGUUCCAGUGGCAGCUGUUCCUGGUGCUAGGGCUGGCACUCAUGUCAGACGGGGUGGAGGUGUUCGUGGUUGGCUUUGUGCUGCCCAGCGCAGAGACAGACAUGUGUGUGCCCAAUUCCAGCUCAGGAUGGCUAGGCAGUGUUGUUUACUUGGGGAUGAUGGUUGGAGCAUUCUUCUGGGGAGGGAUGUCUGACAAAGUGGGCCGCAGACAGUGCCUCCUCAUUUGCAUGUCCACGAACGGCUUCUUCGCCUUCCUGUCAUCUUUUGUCCAGGGAUACGGCUUGUUCCUCCUUUGCCGUCUCUUCGCAGGCUUUGGGAUAGGAGGUGCUGUGCCCAUCGUUUUCUCCUUCUUUGCGGAGGUGUUGUCCAGAGAGAAAAGAGGAGAACACCUCAGCUGGUUGUGUAUGUUCUGGAUGAUUGGAGAGAUCUAUGCAUCAGCUAUGGCCUGGGCCAUUAUACCCCACUACGGUUGGAGCUUCAGUAUGGGUUCAGCGUACCAGUUUCACAGCUGGAGGGUGUUUGUGGUCGUCUGUGCCCUGCCCUGUGUGUGUGCUGUGGUGGCACUUACCUUCAUGCCCGAAAGCCCCAGGUUCUACCUUGAGGUGGGGAAGCAUGAUGAAGCCUGGAUGAUCCUCAAGCAGAUCCAUGACACUAACAUGAGAGCACGUGGGCAACCGGAGAAAGUCUUCACUGUCAACAGGAUCAAGAUCCCCAAACAGCUGGAUGAGCUGGUGGAGAUGGAGUCAGAGUCUGCCAACCCGGUUUCCAAGUUCUUCUUUAGGAUAAAGGCUGAAAUACAUGGGAUCUACCUGAAUCUCAUGAAGUCCUUCAACUACCCUAUGAGAGAAAACAUGAUGCGUCUCGCUGUGGUUUGGUUCACACUGUCAUUCGGGUAUUAUGGCUUGUCAGUCUGGUUUCCUGAUGUCAUUAAACACCUCCAGGCAGAUGAGUAUGCAUCUAAAGUGAAGCUACACAACAAUGAACGCAUUGAAGACUUCACCUUUAACUUCACUCUGGAGAACCAGAUUCACAAAAAUAGCCUCUUCAUCAACGACCGAUUCAUCAAUAUGAAGCUGAAGUCCGUCACCUUCAUUGACUCUACCUUUCGUAACUGCUACUUCGAUGAUGUGACAUCGGUGGGCUCCUUCUUCCGUAACUGCACUUUCAUUGAUGCUUUCUUCUUUAACACAGACAUCGAUGAAAACAAGUUGAUAGACGGCACAGAGGUGAUCAACAGCACAUUCACCCACAGCAAGAAAGGAUGCCAGAUGACGUUUGACGACGACUACAGCGCCUACUGGGUUUACUUCAUCAACUUCCUGGGGACACUGGCUGUUCUUCCUGGCAACAUUGUGUCCGCCCUUCUCAUGGACAAAAUAGGACGUCUGUCCAUGUUAGGUGGCUCCAUGGUCCUUUCAGGCAUCAGCUGUUUCUUCUUGUGGUUCGGCACCAGUGAGUCCAUGAUGAUUUUCAUGUUGUGCCUUUACAAUGGUUUGAGCAUCUCUGCCUGGAACUCCCUGGAUGUGGUCACGACUGAGUCAUUCCCUACUGUCAGGAGAGGAACAGGCUUUGGGUUCUGCAACGCUCUCUGUAAGCUGGCUGCAGUCUUGGGAAACCUGAUUUUUGGGUCUCUUGUUGGCAUCACAAAGGCCAUCCCCAUCCUCAUGGCCUCGUCUGUGCUCGUCGGGGGAGGCCUGGUUGCACUCCGGUUGCCUGACACCAGGAUGAAUGUGCUCAUGUAACACCAGCGUGGCGUCCAUUAGCCGGGAUAAAACCCGGGUAAAUCCCGGGUGAAUCCGAGAGGAAGCCCAGGGAGUGUUGAGCAAGGAGUGCAAAUGGCUUGGUCCACACUUAACGUCACACUUUUAAUCACAUUUUGCUAAUGUACCUUAGGAAAAGCUGGAUAGCAACCCACCUUUCUCAUUGUGUGUCUUACUUUUAUCACACAAAUCAAAUACAUUCCGAGUUAGUCAAUAAUAAGCUCAGCCUCUUUGUGAAUGUAUUGUUUAGAGAUUUCACAUGACAGAGCUGAGAGUUUGCACAUGCUUUGGUACACAGACUUCGGUGGAGUUUUGUUCAGUGACUGGUUGCCCCUUCCAGGUGCAGCCAUAACCUUGUGUGGAGUCAUUUCAUAGUUAAAACUCGAAGCUUUUUAAUAUUGAUACAGUCUUAUUAAGACAAGCCAGAUGGGGAGAAAUGUGAAAAACAAGCUGUAAUGAGAACACCCAACCUUCUGUGUGACAAGGCAGGGAAUAGAUGAUCAGACGGAGCGGACACACGACACAGCUGUAUGACAGCUGGCUUGCCCACAAGACUCACGUACACAGGACAGGUUGUAGACAGUGUGCAGAAAGUCAACAUAAACACCAACACAUAAAAAGCCAAACACAUGGAUAUACUUUAUGUGUCUUAAAAUAGACUGACUCUUUUUUUCUUCACUUGCACCAUACGGGACAAAAAUACUCAACAUGACAUUUGCUCAGACAUCUGCAACCUUUUCAAAAUAAAUAAAUUAAUGUAUGAUGCCAAGCCCUUUGCAUUACCUACCCAACCAAGAAUCAAAAGGCCAUAUUGAAAAACUUCUUGUACCAAUAAUUGUAUGGUAUGGUGAAUCUGAGGCUGCUAAUUUUAUUUCUGCUUAUGCUUUGUGUCGCUGUGGAAGUUGAAAUAAUGAAUUAUUCAUUUUAUCCAAAUGUUGUACUCCAGAUCCCCAUUCAUGUGUUGUAUUAUUGUUCAAAGGCUCUCUGAUGAGCUCUCCUUCUGGUUUAGCUUUGUGUUGGAUCUUGCUUGUGGCAGUGACGUCGCUGCUUCCUUUUAAAAAUACUGAAUGGCCUUUUUUAAAUGUGCCUCUCCUUAACUGGAGCAGUCUGCCCAUAGUUAUGUGAAGUCCAAAGGUUAUAAUGAACAGACAGACACUGAAUAGGAAGUAAAUAGGGAAAAUAAUCAUGCCGUUUUUUUGUGUGUAUUAUGUGAAAAAUGUGGCCAAUACAGUAUUUUAUUAGGGUGUGAAAUCUUUUUUUUUGUCUAAACCUUGUCUCUUUUGUUAGGCAUACCUAUUUUAUAUAAAACUUUUAUUUUGGUGAGAUAAGCCUCCCCCACUCCUGAAAAAAAGAAUCCGUUCGGUAACAAUUAUUCAUAACACGACAAAAUGGUGUAAGUUACUGAGCAUGACUACAAAAUUAUAACAAAAAUAACAACCACCUCUUUAUGAGGGAUAAUUGGUGCCACCCAUGAUGAAAAUGUCUCCUAAGGAAACUCAUUACCCCUUUUUUCUUUACUUUGUUUGAAAGAUUGACAGAAAUUAUGUUUGCAUAUUUGUUACAUUUGAAGUGAAACAAAAACAAAACCAGAUGCUAAAUUUUUUAGAUCUAAAAUCUAAUUUUGCCAUAAUCUAACACUUGAAAACAUGACCUACCUUGUACUAGUUAUUAUGUAUCUUGUCUCUCAACAUUGGAACCUCAAUGCAUACUGCUAAAGAUAAUGAUAAUAAGAUUAUGUUGCUAUUUUCAAAGUGUAAAAAUACCUCUAAAUUAUAUUAACAUUUUUCAGAUACAUAUAUAACAUAACAAUUCAGUUGCAACUGAGUCUUGUUUAAUUUGAGUCUGUGGAUUGUAUUUUCUGUGGCUAACAGCCUGUGUCCUUCUGCUUUUCUCUGUAUUUGUGGUAUCUGUAAUUGCAGCGUAGGUAGUUUGCUCUUGCCCUGCAGUUGGCUCUGUCAAGGCUACUCAACAACAACAACAACAAUAACAACAACAACAACAAAACAACAACAAAAAAGGCUUCCAAAGUGGUACUAUACAUGUGCAUCCAUUUCCAUGGACCCAACUUUUACUCAGAUUUUGUAAAAAUCAGUUGGAAAUACAUUAUAAAGUGUGCUGCUAUUGUGCAACAGAUAUUUUUUGACCAUAUGAUUUAAAUAUUUUUGAAACAAAAGUAUAGCAUACAGAUUCUAAAUAAAUGCACUGAUAUAAAAAGUAAUGACUUUUUUUCCCAGUGUCAAUCCAAUGCUACGUCAGUAGCAAGAAUAACUGAUGGAUUGAUCUGUAUGUUUCUGGAUGAGUUUAAACCUUGAUUAGCAGCAGAUCUACCUGCUGUGUUAUAUUGGGGAGAAGUGAGGUUAACUGUUAUGUUUGAGGUAUUUGCUUUUAUGUACUGUAUUUAGUGUGUGUGUGUGUCAGAGAGAGUACUGUAUGUGUGUGUGGGCCUGCGUGUGGAUGCAUGAGUGUAAAUAAUGUACAUAUCAAAGCUGAUAUUGGUGGACUAUUGGGUUAUAUGUGUAUAAGCUCCUUGAUCGACUCAUGUGUCUCCUGCUUCGUCCAAGCGAUAAGUCCAUCUACUGUAUCUCUGUUGUACAUCUCUGUGUGUCCUCGGCCAUAAGCUCCUGUUCACCUGCUACUCUGUGUGUGCGUGUGUGUGUGUGCGCACAAACUUGCAUGUAUGUAAGAAAACUUCUGUUCUUUUGUGCUCAACUUUGUGUUCUUACUGUAAACUCUUCUGGCAGAAAAUGAUGGCAAUAUUCAGAUUUUUGUUGAGGAAAAAUGUGAAUGUAUCACUCUCGUAAGUUCUGUUCAUCCAUUUUAUGGAGGUAAUCAAAUGUCUGUGGAGAAUAAAGUUGUGCAUAAUAUUGUGAAGGGCCUGCCAGUCAUACGAUGGCUGAGCUGUAUGUUCGGAGGUCCAUAAGUGUGAAAAUAUGUGAAGAAAUAUUUGCCAAAUGAUGCCCUGUGAAUAAUGGUAGAAACUGGAAGGGCAGGGAUUGCAGACUGUGCUGCUUUUGAACAUAUAUACAAUAAAAGCUAUGUUCUCUAGCAAAUUAUGCUUUGCUUUUAUU